Messenger RNA from Calidris pugnax (ruff), 2800 nucleotides. It is a transcript of the gene CKAP2, whose product is annotated as cytoskeleton associated protein 2. Gene Ontology annotation, biological process: negative regulation of microtubule depolymerization. The transcript is spliced from 9 exons. Lineage: Eukaryota; Metazoa; Chordata; Aves; Charadriiformes; Scolopacidae. Gene Ontology annotation, cellular component: microtubule cytoskeleton. Bases 62 to 2155 code for a protein of 697 amino acids. The record is from RefSeq and is a predicted model, not a curated record.
UCAAGUCCCGCGGCGGGUGAUUCAAACGGCCCUCGCCACCCUUUUUGUUGGCUGGGCGACCAUGGCGGCGCCUUCUCCUCCGCAGCUCCCGGCCAGCCGCAGGUCCGAGCCCACCUACCGAGAACAAAGGCGACAAAAAGUUGAAGAAUAUCUAUCAAGAAAAAAGACCUUUUCUGGCGUGCCCAUUCAAGAAAACGAGGGAUUGAUCAGUAGCAGAACUAGGAGAGCAACUACCACUAAACUGCAAGACAAAAUACAGCUCUCAACAUCUCCAAAGCCAGAAAUGGAAAAUAAAGAGAAUACUAAUAAACGAUCAUGGGACCAAUCCAGCGGAACCUCAGAAAAAAAUGUUAUUUUAAACUCUUCCACAGUCACACUGACAAGUUCCAUAUCAGGCACAAACUAUAAUCCUGAAGAUCAUUCUUGCAAGGAUGAAGUCACUGAAGUAAAAUCUCAGCACAUGUCACUUACCAAGUCCUUCAUGCAAAUAAAAAGCAUAAAAGAGAAGCAAUUGAUUGCAGAAAAAGAAAAUUCACGUAUCAGCCUACCAAAGAAACCAGUGCUUGGUACAUAUCGUGGCAAAGUUAUCCAAUCCAAGAUAAACUCCUUCCGAAAAGCACCAAGAAAUGAGGGGGAAAAGAGUUCUUUGACGGACAAGAAGCUUCUCCCUUCUGCCAUCAAACCAGCAGCAAGGUCUGCGUCCACAAGCACAGUGCUGAAGACCGUCAAAGGCACAAACAACCCUAAUUCUGUAAAACCAAACGGUGCCCUCCCAUUGCAGAGCAAACCGUCUGAUAAAGCUGCUAUUAACUCACAGUCCAGCAUGAAGAAAUGGCAACUGGCAUCUGCUGUGGUGCCAAAGAAAGCAGCAGGCCAAAAAAUGAUGGGUGGAAGAGGGUUGCAGCCACCCAAGGCUGCUUCUAACAAUUCUGAUCGCAGAGCGCUAGGAGGGAAGAAAUGUGAAGAUGCGAGAUCCAAAGCUCCAGCAAAACCAAUUCCUGUUUUACCUGCUACAAAGUUGGGAUGGGAGUCUAGAACUAACAGCACCAGAAAAUCUAUUCUGCCAAGAGAGUCAGCACUAGAGAGAAGAGCUCGCCUGGAUGAAUGGAGGGCAUCUAGAGGAAAAGUGAUGAGGAGACCUCCUAUAUCUGUGCUUCUAGGACCCCAGUCUAAAAGCAAAGAACAAGAAUUCUCUUCCGCUGAUUCCUUAGAGGACGUAUUAAACAGCCAAAAGGUCAAAAGCACUCUUGCAGAAUGUCUGCAAUUAAUCGAACAGGGAUGCCGAGGCGAUGAAGCACAUGCUAUGCUGGAAGACCUGACACUGACCACUCCUGGGGCUAAAAAGCUGGCAAAAUACUGGAUCUGCUGUAUGCGUCUUAAACAGAAGGGGCCUCUUGAAAAGCUUAUUGCUGUAUAUGAGGAGGCCAUUUUGGCAGGAGCAAUGCCUAAAGAUGAACUCCGACACACACUAAUAAAUGCUGUGAAAAAUACUGAAAGCUCUCUUAAGUCUGAGGAUGUUUUAGGGGAAACGGUUACAGAAACUCAUUUAAAUGAGGUAGUGGAAGUCAGCAAGGAACCAAAUUCAUCUGUAGAGCAGGUUCAGGUGACCUUCAAGGAUCUUGGCUCUGAUGGUGACCAAGAAGCAGAAAGUGAUGACAAGAAAGCAGAGAUUAGCAGCGAAGUGAUCAAAAAAGAAGAAAUGGAUUUAGACUUUAAACUAAGAGAAGAGAUCUUGCCAAAAAAGUCUAAAAAGCGCAAGACUAAAGAACAUACAAAGAAGAGAGGAAAAAGUGAAACAGAACAGCAAAAUGAGGAUGAGGUAAAAGAUAUAGCCCAAGCAGUUAAUUCUCCUGAGAAGGAGAAUGACACAUCCCAUUUGAUAUGCAAUCCAUCUACCACACCAUACGUGGAAAGUGUGAAGAUGCAGCAUGAGGCAAAUGACUCCAGUGCUAAACACCUGAAAAUUGUGACCCCUUUGCGAUAUUCUCAACGCAUUCGGGAGAAGCUGUGCAAGCUGUCAGAUACUGUUAAAGAUCAGGAUCCGUGUGAACAGGAUCCAUUUGAACAGCUGGGAGAAUGUGAAUCAAAAGCCACUGCAUUUAUCCACAAAGAGAGCAAUGGGCUCAAAGAAACAAGUGCUGAAGUAGAAGAGUAAAAAGUAGCAGGGAUGUUACAUGGGGGUUAAAGGUUGGAUCCUUUUUAAGGAGAGUUGGAGGGGCGUUUGUUUAUAGCAGCUUUCAGAGAGGAACUAUCUAGAACUUAUGUGGAAGGCUUAAGAUGAAAUUUCACUGCCUGAGUCACUAAACUUUUGAAUUUAUAAGUUUCUGCCUUGUUAAAAUGUUGGUAAAUCUGGUCUGGUUUAGUACUUAUAAACAUCAGUGUCUUCAUUUUAAAUGCUUCAUUAAAUAUUGAAUUAAGGACUAGGUUUAACACUUCAUAGAACAGCUUGAUUGUAGUAUAUUGCAAUAUCUACUCUUUUCCUGCAGCAAUUUCUAUAUAUUCUUUUGAAUUACACAAUCUAACUUGUAGUUAAAGGGAAAAAACAUAAUAUAGGUGUUCCAAUGGGGCGAUGUCUACUACAGAAACAUCUAGUUUUUAAAACUGACACCAGCUAGAAGCUGUACACUAAUUUUAAACUGUAUCCGUUUUUGGCAGUAUUUCAACAAAACUGAGUUUAAUUUCUUCAGUUGCUGGGAUCUCCCUUACAAUGAGAUCUGAUACACUAAUUACUAUAUGACUGUUCUGAUGUUGGUUUGCUGUAGUCUGUAAUAUGGUAGACUUAUUAAACUAAUCAACUGAG